UUAUAAAUUUGUAGUGUAUUAUUUGUAUAGUUUUUCAUUUAUAUUUUGAUCGUAGUUUAUAAGUUUUUGUGAAAGCGAUAAUACACGAGUAGAAAGUUCUGUAACUGACACGCUAUUUCAAAAUGCUGCUAUCAGUAUCACUGUUACCACCAGUGCUAGUAAACUAAAACUUUGAAAGUGAAAAGAAAAUAAGCUACACCAGAAAUGUCUGAAGUUUGUGUGAAAUUUGUUUCUCGUAAGGUCAGUAAAGCUAGGUGGCAGCCUAUACACCGUGAUAGUUUGCAGCAUGAAAAACCACACAUUUUUGUGUCAGGAAGCUGGGAUGAUGAGGACAAUGCAGUUUGCAUGUGGCAUUGCCCAGAAACUAUAAUUGAUGGAAUGAAAAUAGAAAAUGAAGACCAAGUGAAGAAUGUUGAAAUAGAACCCCGAUUAUUAUGUGAAAUACCACAUCAUGGAGAUGUUACUGACCUUAAAUUUCUUUCAGGAGAUAUUUUGGCAGCAGCUUCUGCAACAGGGUCACUGACCCUCAUUAAGUCUCAUCGUAAUCAGACUUUGAAAGUGCAACAUGUUUGGGAGGGUGUUCACCAUUAUCUAAAGAAUCCAGCUCAAUGCACAGGUAUAGCUACAAGGAAAGACGAAAUUUGUACUGUUGGUGAAGAUGGGCGAUUGGUUGUCUUAAACAUAACUAGAAAACAGCAUUCCAGAGAAAUUGAUAAAGCUGACAGCUGUAGUCUGACGUGUGUCAGCUAUUUAAGCCAGCAAGAAGUCAUUGUAGGGAAUAUCCGUGGGCAUCUGAAAAUGUGGGAUAUGAGAUCCAACUCUGACAGUCCUAAUCGGAUUCUUUUGUUGUCUGGAGACCAAAUUUCAAUCACAUGUAUGAAUCAGCACCCUUCACAGUUUCAUGUUUUGGCUACUGGUACAGAAGAUGGAUCACUCUGCAUUUGGGACAUGAGACAAGAGAGUCGUCCAGUAACAAUCCUUAAUGCCCAUGCAUCUUCAAUGAUGGAGGUUCGUUUCCACCCAACCAAUCCUAAUCAUCUUUUCACUUCCUCAUUAGAUGGUGCUGUUUGGCAGUGGAAUGCAUCAGGGUUGAAAACAGCUCCUUUAAAUAUUACAGGAACACCAAGAGGUUCUGGUCUGUCAACAAUUAACCAGUCAGGACUUGGAAAUCCAUGGCUUAUAUGUGAUGCUUCAAAACAUCGGUUGGAAAUAGACUCGCUUCUUCCUCCUUUUGUGAAGGCUGUUAACAGUUUGGAUGUUGAAGAUACAGUUCUUGUCUGUGGUACAGACAGUGAAGCUGUCUAUUUGGUUACAGGACUAAAUGUUUGAUUAUAGUAUGUAUGUGAAGGCUGUUAACAGUUUGGAUGUUGAAGAUACAGUUCUUGUCUGUGGUACAGACAGUGAAGCUGUCUAUUUGGUUACAGGACUAAAUGUUUGAUUAUAGUAUGUUUGUGAAAGCUGUUAACAUAAUUCGAUGCUAAAUAAACAUUUUUGUUUUUGUAAUAUUAAUUUGGAAUGAUUCUCUUAUUUUGUAUUGUCUUUUUUUCUUUCUGCAGUGACUUGUUAGUG
This is a messenger RNA of Limulus polyphemus (Atlantic horseshoe crab), 1569 nucleotides long. It is a transcript of the gene Nup43, whose product is annotated as nucleoporin Nup43-like. Lineage: Eukaryota; Metazoa; Arthropoda; Merostomata; Xiphosura; Limulidae. The transcript is spliced from 8 exons. Bases 205 to 1329 code for a protein of 374 amino acids. The record is from RefSeq and is a predicted model, not a curated record. Gene Ontology annotation, molecular function: protein binding. Gene Ontology annotation, cellular component: nuclear pore outer ring.